CCUGUACGGACGGCUCUCCGUGCAGGACACCAGUGGAGGUAACGGCGGUUAUGUGUUGACAUCUGUGUUUUGGUGGCGUUGAAGAUGCCGGGGCUGUCGGAGAGAGAGCGCGGUGAAUGUAAGAAGAUGCUGAGCGUCAUGUCUAAAGGCGACUUACUUUCACUCAGCGAUACGGUCACGAACAAGAUGAUAGCAGUGGAGAAUAUCACAGAAGCUAUGGAGGCAAUUCUCGCCUACACCAAAGAUGCUGAAGAGCUCCUGAAAAGGAAGAAGGUGCACCGUGACAUCAUAUUCAAGUACCUGGCCAAAGAGGGAGUGGUGGUGCCCCCCAACACUGAGAAACACCAGCUGGUGAAAAAGACACUGCAGUUUUGGUCAUUUGGAAAGGUCUUGGCUGAUGAGAGCAAUGAAAACAGACUACAGCUCACAGAGACAGCGUCCGAGUCCACAGAGAGGAAGGUCGAGCCGGGCUUUGACCCGCUGGCCCUCGGUCAGCAGUUCUGUCAGUGGUUCUUCAAGCUUCUCAACAGCCAGAACCCGUCGCUGGGCCAGCAGCCGCAGGAGUGGGGACCACAGCACUUUUUUCCAGAUGCAAAGCUACGCCUCCUGUCUUGUGCUGAGGGCCAGCGGACAGAGGAGUUUGAGGGUGCGGAGCUGGUCAGCCUGCGCCUCCUGGCUCUGGCAAGGGACGAGCGGCUCCUCCUCAACCCCAACCUGCAGCCUCACGGCCUCAGGGCCCUGGUGUCCCCGCACGGCCUGGUGCUGGUGGCCGUGGCCGGGACCAUCCACAGAGACUCGGCCUGUUUGGGGGUCUACGAGCAAAUAUUCGGCCUCAUCCGCUCCCCGCUGGACGACAACAGCUGGAAGAUCAAGUUUGUCAAUUUGAAGAUCAGAGGGCGGGACGCUGUGGGUGGGGCUGAGAUGGCAGCGCCCGCCCUGACAUGUGACUCUAAGGAACUCCAGCUUCUCUGCAGAUGAUGAUGAUAAUGUUGGUGGUUGUGAUAGCAUUGGUAUGUUUUUUUAAACCAUUAUUUAUACAGGGGGAUUCUCCAGUUGUGCCCUUAAUUCAGAUGUCACCAGUUUAGCCCAGUGCCCAGUGUCAGAGGUAACUGGUGACUUUUCUGUGUUAAGCACACUGUCAAGCACAUUGUUUUUGUUUUUUUUUAGCCAAGAUCCAGCCUCACAUCAGGAUGGACACUUAUGGGCCUGAAUGUACUUGCUACAUUAUUAAUAUAAUGUAAAAAGAAACAAAGACGCGGGAUGGUUUGUUUUUGCCAAGCCAAAAUAAUGUUUUAUUUUAUACUGCAUUCCAGAACAGCAAAACAAAUAGUUUUUGCAUGUUAGUUUGCCUUGAUGCGGUUUCAUGGCCUGUGCCUUAUGUAAGAUAUUAGGUGGAUGAUGGUUUUGAAUGUGGUUUCUGUCACUGUUCAGCGCAAAUAUGGACAAGCUCUUGUAAAUUUGUAAUCUACUAAAUACAAAGAUUUAUGCUGACACUUGAGUGCACUUUCAUGAUAUAUAAAACCGCUGCUUGCCAAGGAGUUACUGUGUGUCUUGAUUACAUGCCAGGUCAAUUAAAAUUGAUUUGGAGCAUAAUCCAAGAUUGCUGCCUUGGCACUGAGAGCACAGGCGCCGGGCUGCGGUAUAUUUAUAAUAAGUGUCUGUUUUAAAUGAUUAGUGUCACAAUAGUCAAACAUGCAACAACAAUCAUCUACAUACUGCAGUUUGCAGCAGAGCUUGGAGAGAACUUUGAUGGGUAUGUAGAGCUCCAAAAGUCUCUUUAAGGAGACGCCUUUUUAAUGCUCACAUAACCUUGGAUAUCAAAUGGCGUCCUACUUCACCAUUUAGUUUCUUCACUCCACUGACUUUAAUAGGACAGUUUGUGGGGAGAAACUGUUCAUGUCAGAGCUCUGUAACAGGAGGAUGGA
Molecule: messenger RNA, 1925 nt
Organism: Myripristis murdjan (pinecone soldierfish)
Lineage: Eukaryota; Metazoa; Chordata; Actinopteri; Holocentriformes; Holocentridae
Gene: c21h3orf38
Product: chromosome 21 C3orf38 homolog
Exons: 4
Coding region: 85-978 (297 amino acids)
Source: RefSeq, a predicted model, not a curated record